AUCUUGUUUAUAAAUCUUCUGAUUCACACACACACACACACUCAGGAAGAGAAAUUAAAAGAGAGAACUGUCAAUAUGGAGUUCUUGGCGAAGGCAAAGCCAUUCUUGGCUGUGAGCCUGAUGCAGUUCAGCUAUGCAGUCAUGUCUAUAAUAGCUAAAUCCGCCAUGAAUCAGGGGAUGAGCCCACACGUCCUGGUAGCUUACCGCAUGGCAGUCGCCUCCAUUCUCAUUGCCCCGUUUGCCAUCGUCCUUGAAAGGAAAACAAGACCAAAGAUGACAUUCACCAUCUUCGCUAAGAUAAUGCUAAUCAGCUUGUUCGAGCCGGUUCUUGAUCAGAACCUGUUCUACACGGCAAUGAAGUACACUACAACAAAUUUCACAACUGCUAUUUGCAAUAUUCUUCCUGCUGUCACAUUUCUACUAGCUUGCAUCUUCAGGCUUGAAAAUAUGGAUAUCAAGAGGGUGAACUGCCAGGCAAAAGUGGUGGGGACAGUGGUGGCUAUUGGAGGAGCAACGAUGAUGACUCUUAUGAAGGGAAAAGUCAUAGGAUUGCCAUGGAGAGCUGAUUGGAGGGGAAACCACCACAACCAAUCAGUGGAAAGUGGGACUGAUCUGAAGCAAAAUCUCUUAAUUGGUGCUCUUUUGACCUUGGCUGGUUGUUUCAGCUGGUCUUUUUUCAUCAUUUUGCAAACAGUGUUGCUGAAAUCGUACCCGGCUCAGCUCUCCCUGACGGCAAUGAUAUGUGUCACCGGCAUGGUGGAAGCAGCAGUUAUGGCAUUUGCAGUAGAAAAGGGGAACAUGGCACUCUGGUCCCUUCACUCGAACUGCAAAUUGUUGGCAGUUAUUUAUGGGGGAGUGGUUUCUGGGACUGCUUUUUACAUUAUGGGAUGGGUCUCGAAAAGAAGGGGACCUGUUUUCGUGAGUGCUUUUAAUCCAUUAAACAUGGUCAUUGUUGCAAUUCUGGGAUCCUUCUUUCUGGCCGAGAAGAUGUACGUAGGAAGGAUAAUUGGAAGUGUUAUCAUUGUUAUCGGCAUGUAUAUAGUAUUAUGGGGUAAAAGCAAGGACAGACUUCAAUCCGAACCUGACAGAGUCUUUGCACCGAUUGAUCAGCCAAUUGCAGCAAGUGCUACCGUCACAAUGAUUGUUGCUAGAGACUCUGGAAACUGAGCUGAUCAACACAAUCGAUCAAAAUCUCAAAAGAAUCUGUUUGCAGGAAGUAAAAGGACCAAAUGACUGAGAACAUAGCAAUUUUUCCUUUUUACACCUUUCUUUUUUUCUGCCAAAAGACUGGAGAACAGAGCAAUCAUUCUGAUGUUUUCUGUAGCAUGCUAGAGUAUGUACCGUAAACUAGUUUUCAGUUCAACAUUGACCUCCUUACUGGGAAAGAACAAAAAGACUUCAUACUUUCUAGGGCUAAUGUCUGCGUUCCUUUGUGCACAUUCAUUAUGUAAAAGUGUUUACCACUGGAAAGAUCUGCAUUAUCUAACUUGCUCUCCAAGGCUGGUUCCGCAUGCCAACAAAUGAAUUAGCAGGCAACAG
Molecule: messenger RNA, 1539 nt
Organism: Rubroshorea leprosula
Lineage: Eukaryota; Viridiplantae; Streptophyta; Magnoliopsida; Malvales; Dipterocarpaceae
Source: the annotation of a GenBank genome assembly